UACAAAAUAUAACCAAAAUAUCCAUAUACUGAGUUAUAUAAACCUGUAUUGAGAGCAUUGCAACUGUGAGUGGUGAAUGCUAAGGCUGUUUUUAAAAUGCACACAGUAGACCUACUGUAGCUUUGUUUAACUUUUCUAAACUCCCCAAAAAUAAAUUAUGAAAAUGAACCCUCCCCUCUCAAACAAAUGGCCAACCUGCCCAAUUUGAUAAAUCUAAUGUCAGAUGACACACUGAAAAGGCACAACCCUCUCCAUAAAACAAUUGAGAGCAAAGAGAGGGAGGCAGACAGAGAGCAGACAUGUGGGUCUCUCCAAUUCUCCUUCUGCUGGCCUGGACAGUGUCAGCGGCCACACUGCUCUCUCCCAUCCUCAACUCCAGCUCUGAUACUCCUGACCUCUGCCAGCUGCGGGAGCAGUUCAGUCUGACUGGGAUGCACCAGGAUGGAGAUGUGAUCAUAGGGGGACUGUUUGAGGUCCAUUUGUUGGCUUUGUUUCCAGAGCUGUCUUUCAGGACUAAACCAGAGCAGCUCUGGUGUCAUGAGUUUGACAUGGAGGGUUUCAAAGCAGCAAUGACGAUGGCUUUUGCUGUGAAAGAGAUCAACGGAAACCCAAACCUACUCCCUUAUAUCAAGAUAGGCUAUCGAAUGUAUGACAACUGCGUGAGGCUGCAUGCGGCAUUCCGAGCUGCCACAGCGCUUGUGAGCGGAAACGAAAAGUCUUUUUCAAUGCGGAAUUGCAGUGGGUUACCUCCUGUGUUAGGCAUCGUGGGGGAUCCUGGGUCCACUCACUCAAUUGCCAUAUCCAGUGUACUGGGACUGUUCCGUGUUCCGAUGGUAAGCUUCUUUGCCACCUGUUCCUGCUUAAGUGACAGACGGCGCUACCCCUCUUUUUUCAGGACUAUUCCCAGUGACGCCUUUCAAGUGAGAGCUAUGAUUCAGAUAUUGCAGCACUUCAGAUGGACAUGGGUGGGUCUCAUCCAUAGUGAUGAUGACUACGGUCGACAUGCUGCUCAGUCUUUCCAUGAAGAUAUCGCUGCAUUUGGUGGCUGUGUAGCAUUCUCAGAAAUACUGCCCAAAGACAAUGAUAUUGUGGAGAUAAGAAAGAUCAUACAGGUGAUUCAGACUUCCACCUCACGAGUGAUUGUGGUCUUUUCAACGGGAUCAUACCUUCUGCCCCUCAUGGAUGAGGUAGUUCGUCAGAAUGUAACACGGCAGUGGAUUGCCAGUGAGGCGUGGUCCACUUCUACUGCCUUUCUUAUCCCGCGCCUGCUGCCCUUCCUCAGAGGCACACUGGGCAUUGCCAUCCGGCGAGGAGAGAUUGAAGGGCUGGAGGAGUUUCUAUUGAGUGUCCGCCCCGACCACAGCCCUAACAGUAUGGUGAAAAGGUUCUGGCAGGAGAUGUUCGGCUGCAGGUUUGAGCCAGAAGAGGCCUUGGCAGUGGCUGAGGGAAGAAUCUGUACAGGACAGGAGGACCUGAGCAAAGCUGACUUGGCAUACAGCGAUGUGUCGGACCUCAGACCCUCCUACAAUGUCUAUAAAGCAGUCUAUGCCCUGGCACAUUCUCUCCACAACCUGAUGAGCUGUGUCCCAGGGCAAGGGCCCUUUCAAGGGAAUAGCUGUGCCAGUCUCCAUGAUAUGCAACCAUGGCAGCUGCUCCACUACCUACAGUCAGUGAACUUUACAACAGGUUUUGGGGAUCAAGUGACUUUUGACAAAAAUGGGGAUGCCUUGGCCAUCUAUGACAUCUUGAACUGGCAUGGGAUGCCAGAUGGUACAAUGAAGGCUCGAACAGUGGGUGUUGUUGAUGAAUCACAACCACCUGGGAAAGUGCUCAGUCUGGAUGAGGAUAAAAUCUUCUGGAACUUCGAAUCAAAAAAACCUCCAAGGUCAGUGUGUAGUGAGUCCUGUCCCCUUGGAACCAGAAAAGUCAGAAAGAAAGGACUGCCUGUCUGCUGCUUUGAUUGCCUUCCUUGUGCAGAUGGAGAGAUCACUAACAUAACAGAUUCUCUUGAAUGCUUCAGAUGUCCAAAGGAGUUCUGGUCAAACCUGGAGAAAGACCGAUGUGUCCCUAAGGAGGUGGAGUUUCUCUCCUAUGAAGAGGCUUUGGGCAUCUCCUUGACAACAGCAUCUCUACUUGGGGCGUGUAUUGCUGCUGUGGUUCUUGCCAUAUUUGUUUACCACCGUCAUACUCCUGUAGUGCGAGCCAACAACUCCGAACUGAGCUUCCUGAUUCUGCUUUCACUAAAACUCUGUUUCCUGUGUGCACUGCUGUUCAUUGGUCAGCCCAGGAUGUGGACCUGUCAACUCCGCCAUGCAGCAUUCGGUAUCAGCUUCGUACUCUGUGUCUCUAGCAUUCUGGUCAAGACAAUGGUUGUGAUUGCAGUUUUUAAGGCCUCAAAACCUGAAGGUCAGGGGGCCUUGAAGUGGUUUGGAGCAGCCCAACAAAGAGGCACUGUCCUCAUCCUAACUGCUCUCCAAGUGGUCAUCUGUGUUAUUUGGCUCUGCACUGCUUCUCCUACUCCUCACAAAAGCACUCACUACCAGAGCUCCAAGAUUGUGUUUGAAUGUGCAGUUGGCUCAGUGGCAGGGUUUGCGACAUUGUUGGGCUACAUAGGCCUUCUGGCAGCCAUUAGCUUUCUGUUAGCUUUCUUAGCAAGAAACCUCCCAGACACUUUCAAUGAGGCCAAGUUCAUAACCUUCAGCAUGCUCAUAUUCUGUGCUGUGUGGAUUGCUUUCGUUCCUGCCUAUGUCAGUUCUCCUGGUAAGUAUGCAGAUGCAGUGGAGAUCUUUGCGAUCCUGGCCUCCAGCUUCGGCCUACUCAUGGCUAUUUUUGCCCCAAAAUGUUACAUAAUUCUCCUGCACCCAGAGAGAAACACCAAAAAGGCACUCAUGAGCCGAGCCUCUAACUGAAAUACCUCCCUGAUAUACUGUAGCAUUUACUCUUUAAUAAUAUACAUCUAUAUAUAAUGUAUAUCUACAAUAUGCUCUUUUCCCUUUCCAGGCAUAAAAUAAUUUUGGAU
Molecule: messenger RNA, 3019 nt
Organism: Clupea harengus (Atlantic herring)
Lineage: Eukaryota; Metazoa; Chordata; Actinopteri; Clupeiformes; Clupeidae
Product: extracellular calcium-sensing receptor-like
Biological process (GO): G protein-coupled receptor signaling pathway
Cellular component (GO): plasma membrane
Molecular function (GO): G protein-coupled receptor activity
Source: RefSeq, a predicted model, not a curated record